AUGAGGAAGCGCGAUUUAGGAAUCCUUCUGAUAUCGGCGUUCGCGGUUUUCAUCUGUCUUCAGCAUGAGAGCAACUUCACGUUCAGGGAGGCGUGGUUCCACGUGCACCGCGACGACUACAACCAGGAGCUCGAGGCGCACGUGGUGCCGCCGCCCGUGGUCUUCGAUCUCAACGGCGACGGCCGCAAGGAGGUCAUUCUCGCCACCAGGGACGCGCGCCUGCAGGUGAUCGAGCCGUUCACGCCGCCGUCAGGCGAGUCGUACCAUCCAGUGCGCGUGCUCAAGGAGGUCUCGCUGCAACCCGGCCAGGUGGAGCUGAACCCAGCGGGGCACCAGGCAGUGGCGUUCGCGGUGGGGUAUCUGGACCCACCGUCCUUGAAGCCCCCCAAGAAGGCGGGCAGCGGCAAGGCGGUGAGCGUGCCGCGGCGCAAGGCGGUGGUGGCGGUGGUGACGGCGGGAUGGGCGGUACUGUGCUUCGAUCACAACCUGAAGCUGUUGUGGGAGACCAGCGUGCAGCACCACUUCCCCCACGGCGCACGCCACAAGGAGGUGGCGGUGCUGAUUGCCAACCACACCAUGCACCGGGGGGAUCGAGGCGUCGUGAUUAUCGGCGGAUCCAUGGAGUCAGACCCGCUGGUGAGGGCUCUGGUUCGGGGUAGCUUCGGAGUAGGUUUGGGGCAGGUUCGGAUAAGCGUGCAGCACCACUUCCCGCACGGCGCAUGCCACAAGGAGGUGGCGGUGCUGAUUGCCAAUCACACCAUGCACCGGGGGGAUCGAGGCGUCGUGAUUAUCGGCGGAUCCAUGGAGUCAGACCCGCUGCAAUUCGAGGAUCCAGUGGAGGAGGAGGAAGCGGAGGAGGAGGGCGAGGAGAAGCACCGCAAGGAAGCCGGGGACAAGGAUCCCCUCUCCUCACCUUCUCCUGCGCUUUCUGCGCGCUCACUCCCUGACGGGCAUUUAUCCGGGUCUGUGUUGUGCUUCUUCCCGUGCUGUGCAUCCCCCUCCCUCCUGUGCGAGCAGGAGCUGGAGGAUGUGUCAGAGGGGGCGGCAGGGGUGAACGAGCGCCACUUCUCCUACUACGCCUUUGAUGGUGCCACUGGCGCCAUGCGCUGGAAGCAUGACAGCAAGCACGAUGACCGGGGUGCAGCACGCCACUUUUCCUACUACGCCUUUGAUGUGGCCACGGGCGCCAUGCGCUGGAAGCACGACAGCAAGGACUUCCAUCGGGACAUGUCAGCGCUGAGCCAGCAGCUGUUGCCGCAGCACAACUACAAGCUCGACGCCUCCUCCCUCUCCUCCCGCCACUUCGGCGAGAUGGAGUGUCGCGAGUUCAGAGAGUCCAUUCUGAAGCACCUGCCGCACCGAUGGGACCAUCGCCAUGACACGCGCUUCGAGCUCGCCAGCAUCCACCGCCACCGCCGCCGCAUGCACAAGCGCCUGCCGGGGAGUGGCAGGCACGGGGCACCGCACCACGCAGCACACCCCCACGGCACGCCCCCCCGGCUGCUGGCAGGGCGCGACCAUGAGAGGAACGUGUUUGCGCGGGCCGUGGGGAAGGCUGUGGAUGCUGCUGGGUCCACCAAGAAGGCCAAGCACGCGCAGCACCACGUGCACGGCAAUGCAUUGGCGCACCACUGGUGGGCGCACAACGCGGUGAUAGCGCACCUGGAGGAGGGCAUCGAGGUCAUCCACCUCUACUCCGGGCGUACCAUCUGCAAGCUGCUGCUGCCCGACCAUGGCCUGCACGCUGAUGUCAAUGGAGACGGCGUUCUUGAUCAUGUGCAGGUGAGAUGCGGUGGGUUUCGGUGCAGUGCAGUGGGGCACAGCGCGGUGCAGGGGAGAAUAGGGGGCAUAGAGGCAUCAGGCGCAUUGGGAGACGAGCUGUUCACGUUUGGCAGUGAGGAGGAGGCAUCAGAGGUGGUCAAGUCCUGCUGGACCAUGGCGCUCUCCGGCAUCCCCCCCACCCAACCACUCUUCAACGGCUCUAUCUGCCGCCCCCACGCCUCGCUCUUCAACCUCGCUUCUGAGUUCCAGGAGCAGUGGAACGAGCACGCGACAGGGCAGCAGAGGGUGGGCGUGAUGGCGCCCAAAUUGCUGCUCAUACGCUCUUCCCCUCCUCCCCUCCUCCCCUCCUCCCCUCCUUCCCUCCUUCCCUCCUCCCGUCCUCCCCUCCUUCCCUCCUCCGCUCCUCUCCUGUCGCAGUUCUGA
Closterium sp. NIES-65 is the source of this 2205-nucleotide messenger RNA. Lineage: Eukaryota; Viridiplantae; Streptophyta; Zygnematophyceae; Desmidiales; Closteriaceae. The record is from the annotation of a GenBank genome assembly.